This is a messenger RNA of Bolinopsis microptera, 2592 nucleotides long. RefSeq lists its product as uncharacterized. NCBI's taxonomy places the organism in Eukaryota, Metazoa, Ctenophora, Tentaculata, Lobata, Bolinopsidae. Gene Ontology annotation, molecular function: protein binding. The record is from RefSeq and is a predicted model, not a curated record. The transcript is spliced from 11 exons. The coding region runs from base 93 to 2453 and encodes 786 amino acids.
UCAGAACACUGCAGAGCUGCGUGACAACAAGCAUUGCAUGCUACUCCAUCGUCAGUGUAAUAUGUGUAGUUGCUUCUUUUCUAUUUUCUGAUAUGGGUAGUGCGGCCGUUAAAAUGGGCGUCGUUGCGGGGCCUCCUAUAGAGUCUCCCGAUGUGAUGUACGAUUUAAAGGAGAGGGUCCACAGAACCCCUUACGUAAGGGGCAGUGCAGUUCCCAGUCCCACCAGACUUCACCUUAACCAGGAGCAGGAUCUCAUGGUCCUCACUAAUGGGACAGUCCUCAGAAUUCAGGCGAAACUUAAAGACGGCUCCAGAGGUAUUAAUCUGUACAAGAGGAACUUGAAGUCUGUGCCGAGAGAAUUAUUUUAUCAUCCUCUUGCCGAAGAAGUUACAUGGUUAAACUUAGCGAGUAACAGUCUGGUGUACAACAAAAACGGUAUCUUCAAGGACAUUGAUAAGGUCGAGGAAAAUUAUUACAAAGGCGGUAGUGACAUUGAGGAAGAAAAGGAAGAUGAAGAAUCGUCAAGAAGUAAAGCAAGCUCUGGACGAUCAUCAAGUGCAUCGCGGAAAUCUUCAGCUAAAGAAGAGGAGAAUGGAUCACCAUCACCAUUACCAUCACCAGUACUUGCUGACAACGCUUCUACCAAAGAAGCUGAUGUUACUUCUGUUCAUUCAGAAGCAAUUGGAGAUGUAGGAGCUGCUGCUGAAGCUAUAGUGGAAGGAGAAGGGUCACCCGGAGAGAAAAUUGUCCCGGAAAGUACUGCCCCUGAAGAAACGAACGCGUCAUCUUUACCAAAGAUUUCUAGUCCUGAGAAACCAAUUCAACAAACAGAAGAGGCAAAUGUAGAAAAACAGACCUCUGAGGUAAUACUUGCUGCUGAAGGAGGAAACAUUUUUGCAUCAGAAGUUAAAUCGGAGAAUGUUGAACUUCCUGAAGCAGCUCCUGAAUUCCAGGCCGAAGAACCUUCAGAAACUAAGCCAGCAGUGGAACCCUCACAAGAUGAGACUAAGGCAGAAGCUAAAGAAGUAACUCCAGUUGAGGUUAUAGAACCAGAGCCAGUCCAAGGAGAGGUUCCAGAAGCUGCACCGGCUGAAAACGUCACCGAAACAGGUUUAGAUGAAGGUAUCAAGCAGAAUUUAUCAAUAAAACCGGACGAUUUGGUGUGUGAAGAUGUGUUGUCGGAAGUUUCCUCAGUUGUUGAUAUGGGGCAAGAUUUCGAUUUAGAAGAUUCUACAGAUAAAGAUGCGGUUAAAAAACAUGCUGAUGAAAAGGAACCAGAUGUUCAACCAGUUAGGGAAGAUGAUACUAAUAUAGAAGAUUUCGAUGGAGUAGUACAUAGUCGUGCACCUAAAAGUGUUGCGGAAAGUGUUGACAUAAGUGAUUUCGAAGUCGAAGAUAUAGAUGAGGAGGCGAUAGAAGACGCUGAAAAGAAGACCACGUCUCCAGACAAGGAAAAGAAUGAAAAAGAAAAAGACGAGGUAAAGAAUGGGUCCAAAAAGAGUGGCAGUAGCAGCAGUGACAGUGAAGAAGAGGAAGAGGAAGAAGAGAAAGAAGAAGAAAGGGAGCUUAUGAGUGAUGAAGAGGGUGACCUUCAUGACGAAGAGGGGAAUGUUAUCCCCCGUCAAGCAAACACUCUGCCCAACAGGUUUCACAAAAUGCCGAACCUAGUAGAGCUUCACCUGGGCUACUACGGUAAAGGAAACCCUCUUAAAACCCUCCCCAAUUCUGUAUACAGUUUACAACACCUGAGGAAGCUCGAUGCUAGUUCUUGUAGACUGACCGAACUUCCGUCAGAAAUUAAUCGGCUCACUUCCAUUGAGGAACUCUGGCUGUCUGGCAAUUUUCUCACUUCUCUGCCCAAAUCAAUCGGAGACCUAAAGAAAUUAAAAUCACUAUGGAUAAACUACAACCAGUUGAAUGGGAUACCGGCAACAUUGGAGUUUUGUGAAUCACUCGAAGGUAUCUACGCUCAUGGGAAUCAGAUUGAGUUUUUGUCUACUGCUUUGUGCAGGAUUCCUAAACUGAAACAUUUAGGCGCAGGGAGAAACAGGAUCAAAUUUUUGCCGAAGAACAUUGGUGAGUUGGUGAACCUUGAAGAAGCAUGGUUAAAUGACAAUCACAUCAGAGAACUACCUGAUUCAAUGUUUGAGCUUCAAAAUCUAAAGACGCUUUGGAUGAGCAGUAAUCAGCUGACUUCGCUAGACAAAAAAGUGGGUAAACUCACAGAACUAUCGGAGCUGUCUCUUAGCAAGAACCGACUUACUACACUUCCCUCAUCUCUCGCUAAUUGCACACGGCUCAGGGUGCUACAACUGGAUGACAACAAGCUAGUAGCUCUUCCGAAGAGUCUCAACAACUUGGGAUAUCUUGAGGAGUUAUGGCUGAACGGAAAUGCUGUUAAGGAGAUACCCGAGGGACUUUACAUGAUCAGCAAUAUGAGAAAACCUGUUUAAAAGUUUAGGGAAAAUAAUUGAGAUUAUAUUAUUGUGCCUUAUUUUUUCAUCAGAUCUGAUUCCACUUUGUUAUAAAAACUUUUGAGGUUUAGUUUUUUUAUACUGCUGUUAAGAAUUAUUCGAUAUUUUCACCAGCUUA